This is a messenger RNA of Volvox carteri f. nagariensis, 624 nucleotides long. RefSeq lists its product as uncharacterized. The transcript is spliced from 5 exons. The coding region runs from base 1 to 624 and encodes 207 amino acids. NCBI's taxonomy places the organism in Eukaryota, Viridiplantae, Chlorophyta, Chlorophyceae, Chlamydomonadales, Volvocaceae. The record is from RefSeq and is a predicted model, not a curated record.
AUGCAUGUUGUACUCCGAUCUAAGCUAUGCGGCGUCACGCAUGCCAGCCGUGGCCGCACGGGGCCUUUAGUUGUCGCAUCGGCGCACGGCAGGCCAGCGAGUCAAAGCAUCAAGGCCGCCAAGGUCGCCGCGUCCGUUGCCGCCUCUAGCUUCUUGUUGCUCGGAUCUCCAGCAGCGCAAGCGGUGGGAAUUGAGAGCGUGGACCUGCUGCCAUCAAGCAUCGACAAGCCGGCGGCCCUCUCCAAAUAUGCUGAGGAACAAAAGCAGAAGCUUGCUCAGGCUGACGAGGCCUUUCAGAACAGCAGCACACUCAAGGAGCUCCUGGCUCGCAGCGAGGCGAACCAGGCCAAGAACCGCAAAGACAUUGCGGGUUCGAACCCGUCCUCAGAGAACAAAAACUGCCCGCAAGGCGUUGAGGGUAUAGGCCGUGGGGUGGAUGCAUGGAAUCUGAGGGCUCCUGGUGGUCUUGGGGCUGGGGCGGCAGGGGCUUGGGGGUACGAGGGGGUUGGAAGUAGGCUCAAGUGGCUGGCUGAUCUACUGGGGGUCCAGGUCCCCGAGGAACCGAGCGCCGUAGCCGGGGGCAAGACCUUGAAGGAGCUGAUCUACGACGACGACGACAAGUAG